Racocetra persica is the source of this 1947-nucleotide messenger RNA. The record is from the annotation of a GenBank genome assembly. NCBI's taxonomy places the organism in Eukaryota, Fungi, Glomeromycota, Glomeromycetes, Diversisporales, Gigasporaceae.
AUGAUUGUAAUUUUCGAUUUGAUAAAUGUUUUGAAGAACAAAAGUUCAAAAUUAGAAAGCGGAAAGACUCGUAGCGUCGGCAACGGAUCAUCUAAUAUCCAACAACGACCUGAUAUUAAUAUUCAUAGAUGCUCUAUAAAAAUGGGAUCUAUUGAAGAUGAAAUAGAAUCUUACGGUGAUGAUGAAUUAAGAGAAGUGUUGUUAAGAAGAGUAAAAAGUUGUAAUAAUAAUGUAGUUAAGCAUUGUGCUGAAUCAAGAGAAAGAAGAACAAAAAGUUGGGAUCAAUUAAUUAGAAUUAGUAGAGAGUUUAAUAAAGAACAAGAUUGUGCAGUCAUCAAGAAGAUUGAAAAAGAGAAAAGGGUCAGCAUUAUCGAAAAUAGGAACACAUUCGUGGAAGAAAAAGGAAUUAUUAUUACUCUUGGAAACGUUGAUGGAUCUGAAAAUAGUACUAUUAAAGAUGAUAAUACUCAUCCAUUUGAAUGUGUGAGCAAAGAGAAAGCUCCUCUGAUCAUUCAAACUUACAUUUCUUGUCUUUCUGAUAUCGAAAAAGAGCAAUUGAUUGCUGAAGACAUCAUAUUUGCUAAUUCUUCUCGUCCGUUAUUUAAUUAUCCAAAAUAUUUGCAAAGUUAUGAAUCUCAUCAAAUUCGAUUGGCUAUAGAGAGAUGGCUUCGGUCUCUUAGAUCUAAUACUAGAAAUUUAGGCGAAAAAACACGUUUCACUUAUCAACUUUUAGGAAAUUUCAUCUUUAGUAAUUGUUAUAAUCUUAGAGAAUUAACCUAUCAUUGGAACGAAGAGUUUAACACCAUCAAUUUAUUGGACAUUACGUCGUUCUCUGGUUUUCGACAUGCCAUUGGUUCUCUUAGAACGUUCAAGUUUGAAUAUUGUUGUCUUCCUACUCAAAUUACCGGUAAUUUAUUUGUUGCUAUAUCUCAAUGUACUCGUAAUAUUCAUCAUCUCUCGAUUAAUACUGAAAGCGAUUUACGUACUGAAAUCACAAAAGCAAUAUUACAAUUUAUACAAUCUCAAUCAAACAUCAAAAUCCUUUCGAUUAACAUGUAUUCUGAUGAAGAUACAAAAACAAAAGCACUAUAUAAAGCAAUCCAAUUUCAUUCUCAUUCCCUAACUCAUCUCAAGUUGGAUGGUGUAAAUGAAUUUAAUCAAUUGUUGAAAUUAUUGAUGAAAUGUAAAAAUUUACAAACUUUGGAAUUAAGAGGAUUUGAUCCUGAAGAUAUUCCUGAUCUUUUUGAUUUGCCGAUAACUUUUAUUAAUAUUCGAGAUCUAUAUUGCAUGCCAUGCAUGCCUCUCAGACAUGAUAUUAGUCCAACAAGUCAAAUACAUAUAAUUUCUCUUAUUCAACUCCUAAAGAUGAGCAAUCAAAAUCUUAAAACUUUUACUUUUCUGUCUAAUGUCACACCUGAACUAAUGAAAGCCAUUGAACAUCAUUGUCCAAAUCUUACGCAUUUAUCUAUAGCUAUAUUAAGUGAACAUUUUAUAGAUUUCUAUUCUUUACUUUCAGGACUACCAAAACUUGAAACUCUCUCUUUAAAAAUUUAUCCUGAAACUUUAGUAUCUUCAAUUUUUUCAAUUCAAGAUUUUACAGACUCUAUUCCACCAACAUUAAAAAGUUUUGGCAUUAAUUUUCAUAUUCCUGUGGAAACUUUGGAAACCUUAUUAUCCAAGUUACAACGAUGUAGUGCAAAGAUCUCGAUGUUAACUUUUUAUAGUAGUCUUAUGGUUACGGAUGAAUAUUUAAGAAUAAUCACUCGCUACGCUCAAGAUUGUGGUGGCCAUUUUCGUGAAUUUAGAUAUGUUACCUCAAGGCAAAUUGGUUCGGAGUCAUUUUCAUCAGAAGAAUUAAAAAAAGCAAAAGGUUCAAUUCCUAUAGUUGGUGUCGCGGAAUCUUUUUAUACCCCUUUUUAUGGUAAGAAUUAUAACCUUUUACUUUAA